Messenger RNA from Lates calcarifer (barramundi perch), 4316 nucleotides. It is a transcript of the gene srfb, whose product is annotated as serum response factor b. Bases 257 to 2029 code for a protein of 590 amino acids. The record is from RefSeq and is a predicted model, not a curated record. Gene Ontology annotation, biological process: positive regulation of transcription by RNA polymerase II. The transcript is spliced from 8 exons. Gene Ontology annotation, molecular function: protein dimerization activity; serum response element binding; DNA-binding transcription factor activity, RNA polymerase II-specific. NCBI's taxonomy places the organism in Eukaryota, Metazoa, Chordata, Actinopteri, Centropomidae.
UCCUUUUUGAGAAAGUGCUCGGAGUUUUGGAAAUAGAGGAGGAGGGUGAACCAGCGGAGCCGGGGCUGAAGGGUCUUGGGGGCAGCAUCACUUUCAAAAGUUUGUCUCGGUUAUUUCCUGGAGUCUCCAAACUAUAAACUGGCCUGGUUUGUUUACAUUUCGUGGCCCAGGCGUGCAUGCGCUUUAUCACUCAUUUACGACACAACGCGUUCCAGCUCUUCUGGCUGGUGUUUAGAGGCUCGGUCCAGUAAAUAGAAUGUUACCGAGCCAGGUUGGAUCUGCACCAUCUGGAAACGGGUCAGCUUCGGGUAGGGGUACCACAGGACACGGUUCGGGGGUUGUCGGCAGCGGGAUCCGUCCCGUUUUGGUCAGAGCAGGGCAAGCUUUACCGGGGGUCGGCGAGAGUGCCGGUGCUGCCGGGCGACAGGGGGAAAGAGACGCCGUCGGGAUGCUGGGGGCUAAUGGUCCAGGGGGUGUGAGAGGUACGAGACCGGGGAACGGGACAGGGGUGACCCCUCUACAGACCGCUGUCCAGGGAAACAUGGUGGGGUUAAACGCGGGAGUUGUGUUGCCACACGGAGCACGGUUCGACCCGGACAGAGAGUGUGCUCCGCUGUGCAGCGGCUCGGAUAACGACUCGGACUCCGGAGAUGAUGACGACCCCGUGGGUUCACUCGGGGACAGCAGGAGAGGGGUGAAGCGGGAGAGAGGGGAGAUGGAAGCUGCAGUUACCGGGCAGGAGGUGGGAGUACCUCCCGGAGGUUACGGCAUGGUGUCCGGAGGGGUCGCCGGGGCAAAGCCGGGGAAGAAGACACGUGGUCGCGUAAAGAUAAAGAUGGAAUUUAUUGACAACAAGUUGAGACGCUACACGACUUUCAGCAAGAGGAAGACGGGUAUUAUGAAAAAGGCCUAUGAACUCUCCACCCUGACGGGAACCCAGGUUCUGUUGCUUGUGGCCAGUGAAACCGGUCACGUUUACACUUUUGCCACUCGCAAACUCCAGCCAAUGAUCACAAGUGAAACAGGCAAAGCCCUGAUCCAGACAUGCCUCAACUCACCAGACUCGCCGCCACGCUCUGACCCCUCCACGGACCAGCGCAUGAGUGCCACAGGCUUUGAGGAGACAGACCUCACCUACCAGGUGUCUGAGUCGGAGAGCAUGGGUGACACAAAGGAUACACUGAAGCCGACGUUCACGGUAGCCAGCCUACCAGGCACUACCAGCAGCACCCAGUCCACAGUACCCACCACCUCCACCACCAUGCAGGUGAGCAGCGGACCUUCGUUUCCCAUCACCAACUACCUGGCGCCCGUCUCGGCCAGCAGCAACGUCAGCGCCAACGGUACCGUCCUCAAGACCACCGGCGCCUCCACAGGGGUCAUGCAGCUGCCCGGUGGCUUCACUUUCAUGCCUGCAGGCACUCCUCUCCCCCCUGGCACCCCCACCAUUCCUCUGAGCCAGCUGCAGCAGCACUCCCUGGCCCUCCAGGGGCAGCAUGGUCAGGCCCUGGCCACCGCCCCGCAGCCACAGCAGGGACAGCAGGCUGUCUUCCGCUUCCCUGCUGCUGUCUCCCUCACAGGAGCAGGGGUUCCUCAGCAGCUUCAAGCUAUCCAGGUCCACCCCAACACCCAGUCCACCUCCAACGACAGCAGCCCGGAGAUCUCCCACACCUCCACAAACUCCACCGCAACGGUGAGUCUCCCAGCAACCAUUGUCACCUCAUCAGUGCCAACGUCUGUGGCGGGUCACAUGAUGUAUCCCAGCCCCCACACAGUAAUGUACGCCUCCACGCCGGCGCUGGCUGACGGGGGACUGGCGGUGCUUAACGCCUUCUCCCAGGGCACCUCGGCCAUGCAGGUAUCCCACGCACAGGCCCAAGACACAGGUGCUGUCUCUCAGGUGUUCCUCACAGCACCUCCAGGCACAGUGCAGAUCCCUGUCUCAGCGGUGCAGCUACACCCAGUACGGCAAGAUCUGCAUUUUACAAAUGGUGAUUGGCCAGCAGUCGAGCGGCAGCAGCAGCAGUAACCUGACGGAGCUUCAGGUGGUCAACCUGGACGCAGCACAGAACUCGAAGAGUGACUGACAGACGGCUGGAGCUGUUUUACACAGCAGACCCAGGGACACAGACAGACAGACAGACUGACUGACAUCUCUAUUUAUUGAUGCCUUCCUACAGUGAGUUUCACAUCACACUUCUGAAUGUGACUUUAAGUACAUAUAUAUAUAUACACACACACACACAAUCAAGGGCAUAUGUGUGGCUGACCUUGAUACAGUAUACAGUAUGUUUUGGCAUAUAAAUAUAUAUAUAUUCGCAGAUGCAUAGGAAAUAUAUCACUACAUCCAUCAUCGGAACCUAUUUUCUAUGCCGUUAGAUGGUGUCAUUUUUUGUGUGUGCAUGUGUUUUUUGAAAUGUGUAAUUACAUGUACACACACUGCAAGGUGCCACAGCUUCACACCAGCCAAAGAGACAUUUGUUUGUCUGAAUGUUCCAGUGUGAGCAAUUUGUGCACAAGCGUGUGUGUCUGUGUGCGCGUGCAUAUCUGGGGUUUGUAAAUGGGCGGGGAGACGCUUAUUGACUUAACAAAAAAAGAGACAUUUGGAAAUGUAAAUAAUUUUUUUAAAUUGAUAACUUGUAUUUUUAGCCUGGUUUAGUUUGUGCAACGGCAUGUAGUUGUUUUUUACGUAGUGGUUUUGUAUGUACAAGGAAAUGAUUUGCAUAAAGAAAAUGAAUUAUUUACAUGUAUAUGUAAAUUAAUUUAAUAUACCAUCAUAAGUUGAAAUACUGUCAUGCUGUUGGGAGUUUUCACUACAAGAUGGAGAAAGAACGCUGGAUGUUUUUCUACAUUGUUUUGAUUGUGACAUUUGUAGGACUGCUCCUCAAACAGUAUCAAGUACAUGGGUCACAAAAUGUAAACAAAAGAUAUUUAUGAUUUGCUGUAAACAUAUACUUUACUGGGAAGACUUCAGUGCAACAGCUGAUGGCAGGACCAUUUAGUUUGACGUCAGUUUUGCACGGUGUUUCCUGAUGAAGCCCUCAUCUGGCACUUUCUCAAGUGUAGAAACUGUUCAACUAUGACAAUCUAAUGGAAAUCGUUUGUCUCAACUUUUAGCUUAAUGCUAUCUGUACUUUCGUCAGCAUUCACACAGAAAUGUGUGAACACUGAUGCGAAGACUUGCUUCUCCGAGUAAACACCUGAGAGUGUCACACAGGUUUUCUUGACGUCAGAUAAAUAAGCGAACUUGUCUAAUUUCUUUGAAAAGCAAUCCAGUGUAAACCUGUUGCUUUGAUUUGCCUCCACCAGACUGCAGAACUUUAAUUAUGUGAUGCUACUACUGACUUGAGUCAGGGUAUUGGACACAAAUCUCUUAUUCACUGAGUAAGUAAGAAACACUCGGUGGUAUUCAGUGCAGUCUCAAUGCUGUCAUAUUACAGCAGUAAUGAAUAUGAAUAUUUUUUGUAAGAAGAAGGAUCUCUUAAUUUGGAAAAGUAAAUUCAGGUGCUCUAAAAUGUUAUACUCCUUUAACUAGAAGUGUAAGACCCCAGCUGACUGCAAUCUCAGUAUGUAUCUCAGCAAUCAUUAAGAAUGAGUUAUUAGACUGAGAGCCUUCUUUCUGCACCAUAGUGCCUCUUUUCCAUGGCUGAUUCCUAAAAUCACUGCAAGGCAAGGGAAGUGUAGGAUUUACUUAUUUCCAGACCACCUCACAUGACUUUGGACCUGUCAUACAAUCCUCCGCUGUGCCCGGAGAGUGAGAUUUUUUGACUCAUUUCUAAAGAAUUAGCCGGAUGACUGAGCAUGGCAGGCUUGAAGCCAAAGAGAAUCUGACAGAGGAUAAAGUACCCAUGCUGACUGCUGUUCAGUUAUUCACUGGCAAGAGAGGUCAUUUUCAUGCUCGAUGUUCUCUGGUCUUUUCCUGUACAUGUUGUCAUGUCAUCCUGCAGCGCUAUUUCAAUACAAAAAUUACAUGUUGGAGACAUUCAAUGCUCCCUUUUCAUCUGGUGGUUAUUCAAAAGUAUCAUUUAUAACGGGGAUUAUUAUUGAACAGAAUUUGUGGUUUUCACCUUGUCACUGAAAGAAAUGGUUAUUUUGUGUAUUUCUGUUUUGUUGUACAGACAUUUUGUAAUAAAAAACGAGAUGAAACACAAUGAUCUGUUCAAAGGAUGACCACAUCUCCUGUUGAAGAACCUUUUUUUUAAUUGGGACGGAGAAUGUUAAACAAAACCAUGUUGUCCUGAAUGAAAUCUAAUACAUGUGUAUAACAGCAGUGAUGAAAUGAAGACGGCUGAUGAGGAAUAAAUGAACAACAGUAA